Paramacrobiotus metropolitanus is the source of this 1131-nucleotide messenger RNA. RefSeq lists its product as uncharacterized. Bases 202 to 882 code for a protein of 226 amino acids. The transcript is spliced from 6 exons. Lineage: Eukaryota; Metazoa; Tardigrada; Eutardigrada; Parachela; Macrobiotidae. The record is from RefSeq and is a predicted model, not a curated record.
CAAUCAGCAGUUUUCCAGGUGUCAACUCGUCCACGGUCAAGUGUCUGACUACUGCCACUUGGUUCUGAUCGAGCGCCGUACGUAUAUAACCGACUGGCGCGAUCUAUGCGGGAGAGUUAAUUGAGUCUGCAGCACUUGUUGAGUCUGGAUCACGCAAAUAAUCUCUUCGCUUCAUUUUUUAUCACCUGUAGCACUGAUAUUAUGGCUUCGAUCCGACUCAUCCUUAUUCUUUCGCUUCUUGCGAUCGUCGGGUGGUCACCGGUGUAUGCUGGAGGAAUUCUUGACUCGAUCAAAGAUGUUUUGGGAUUUGGGACAAAAACCGACCAAAUUGUUAUCCCUAGCACUGGCGCCAGCCUGCCUCCGUUCUUCCGGGUGGAAAUGGAGAUCGUCCGACUGAGCAAUCAAGCUGGAAUUCAGGCUAGCGGAAGUUCUUGUGAUAAACUGGAUGCUUGCGACACCUGGGUUUAUUCCUACAUCGACACUGAAAAGCCAACCGCGUCAUUCCCGGGAUCGUUGGCUGUUUCGGCGAUUCCCAAGGUGUUUGAAUCAGUGGAUAACAACAGUCCAAACAUCAAUGCUCUUAUCACCCGCGACAUUUGCAACCCUAAAGACGUUGCGAAUAUCAGAGCAGUUGGACGCGUGCAUGUGAUGGACCACAAUAAAGUUUUGUCGGACAGUCUUAUCAACGACUUUGAUUGCUCUGUUGGAGGAGCGGUUGCCAAUAAUCAGCAAUCUGCAGCAUGGACAGACUCGCAGUGCAUCGCGAAACAUGUGCCAAAAAAGAUGCAAUUGUUUGCCCGCACUCGAAUUUAUCGAAUUCCUCCUGGUGACUGCACUAACGCUCGGCUUUCUGCCACUACCGAAAAGCCGGCCAAAGGUUAACGCGGGGAAGCGAUAGUGGGAAUUUUGAAAUUUGCUCUUUUAAUAUUGUCUUUCUGGUUUAAAUGCAAAUAUUUGUAAUAGAGUUUUUCAAAAAUCAAAACCUAUUCCAGACGUUUAGCCAACGACUCAGCACUAUUUUUGUCACGGCCUUUUUUUGACUUCUACCUCCAGGGUUCUUUCAGUGCGGGGGACGCCGUGUAAUUUGUGGCGCGGUCGAUGUAAUUUCCAACAAAAUUUAUUUUAUAUUUA